Molecule: messenger RNA, 1692 nt
Organism: Telopea speciosissima
Lineage: Eukaryota; Viridiplantae; Streptophyta; Magnoliopsida; Proteales; Proteaceae
Product: pentatricopeptide repeat-containing protein At1g62930, chloroplastic-like
Exons: 1
Coding region: 1-1692 (563 amino acids)
Molecular function (GO): protein binding
Source: RefSeq, a predicted model, not a curated record
AUGAGAUUCUGCUCUUCAACUGCUCUAUUUUCCCGCCUUUUCUCGAGAUCCUCUCUCUCAGGUUCAGUUUCGGCUGCCCAAGCAACACUUAGUUUCAACGCCACGCACAAAGAGGUAAAUCCCGAUCACUACCCUGCUCUCAUUACAAAGAAAGACACUAGUCGUAUUCUUUACUUGAAACAUUUUUGCUCAUUAGUCAAUAAACUCUCCACCAACCAUAGAGAUUAUGGGGCUUUGCGUGCUUUGGAUUCCAUGCUAACCAAAACCCAUUACUUAGAUUCUGCAACUUCCGUUCUGGUAAUCGAGGGUCUGUCUCGAUUGAGGAAGCUUGGGAGAGCUAUGGCUGUUCUAUCAAAUCUGAGAAAGAGUGGGAAAGUAUCUGAUUAUUUCCUGUAUAGUUUGGUAAUCCUUUGUUUGGUUAAGGAGGGUAGAGUUGGGGAAUCUGAUACUGUAUGGAAUGAGGUUUUUGGGUCUGAAUUGUCAUGGAACCGGAGAAUUGACGCAUCUGACUUCGUUAUUUAUCUCUCAAAAUUUGGGAAAAGUUUUGAGCUUGAGAGAAUUAGUGAGCGGGUUUUAAUGGGUGGUGGGGCUCUAAGGGAGCAGAGCUAUAUUGCUCUCAUUGGGGCUCUAUGUAGGGAAAACAAGACUCUUCUCGUGAAGAAGGUUCUUCAAGAGAUGAAGAAUCAAGGGAUGAGACCUGAUGACCUUACCUACCUUAUAAUGUUUCAGAGCUUCUGUAAAAAGGGUGACUUAGUCGAAGCGGAUUCGGUUUUGAGGAAAUUGAUUAGGAGAGAGUAUAGUAUGGAUAUAUGCAUAUAUGGAAGCUUUAUUUAUGGGCUUUGUAAAUCAGCUAAAUUGAGAGAAGCGGAUAAGUUAUUCCGGAAAUUGAUAAGAAAGGAUCACGCCGGAGUUUCUGGAGUUGGGAACUUGAAAAUGGGGAAGAGAGCCAUUUUCCAAUUGGACUGCCAUGGUGCCGUUCCUGAGAUAAUGGCCUACGAAUGUUAUUGUAGGUCCCUGUGCGCUGUGGGAAGGCUAGAUGAUGCCGAAACCUUGCUGAAGGAGAUGCUGAAGAAGAGAACUGUGCCUCAGAUCUGUGUUUACAAGGCUUUCAUUAAGGCUCUCUUUCGAGCUGGUCGGUCAGAAGAUGCUAUCAGAUUCUUUAAUGUUGAGAAGAAGAGAGGAUUUAUUGCUGCAGAGGAGAUAGGGGCAUCUGUUGUUGCAGAGCUCUGUGAAAUGGGUAAUGUUAAUGAUGCUUGGAGGAUAUUCAAUGAGUUUAUCGUCAGCAGUCGGUUUGUUCCAGCAACAAGCAUUGUUAAUUGUAUCCUUAGUGGUUACUUGAAAGUGGGAAGACUGGCUGAAGCGGAGAGUCUAUUUGAGAGCAUUCAGAAGGGGAGUUUCACAGGAUUACCUGAUGUCUCAACAUACACCGUCAUGGUUGAUGGAUACUGCAAACAGGGUAAUAUUAUAAAGGCACUCUGUAUUUUUGAAGAAUUGUUGAAGAACAAUUUGCCACUUAAUGGGACAUUGUAUGAGGUUAUUAUUAGAGGACUGAGUGUGUGUGGGAGGGUUGAGGAAGCACACAAGUACUUGAAUGAAAUGAUCGAUAAUAGUCAUUUGGCUUCAUAUGUUGAAUGGAAGGUACUUUUUGACUCGACAUUUGGUGCCGAUGGAUAUGGUAUCUCACUUGGAUAG